This is a messenger RNA of Diabrotica virgifera virgifera (western corn rootworm), 529 nucleotides long. RefSeq names its product retinal homeobox protein Rx1-like. Gene Ontology annotation, molecular function: DNA-binding transcription factor activity, RNA polymerase II-specific; RNA polymerase II cis-regulatory region sequence-specific DNA binding. The transcript has a single exon. The coding region runs from base 44 to 298 and encodes 84 amino acids. Gene Ontology annotation, biological process: positive regulation of transcription by RNA polymerase II. The record is from RefSeq and is a predicted model, not a curated record. Lineage: Eukaryota; Metazoa; Arthropoda; Insecta; Coleoptera; Chrysomelidae.
UUGCAAUUCAAACGAUGGUGUCUCCGACCUCCGCUACGGAAAGAUGGGAUCAGCUACAGGGGGAAGCGGCUCAGAAGACGAGGGCGCGACGAAUACGUCCGGACAUUCGGAAAGCGACAAUUGCAAGAAAAAACACAGGAGGAACAGAACGACGUUUACGACGUAUCAGCUACACGAGUUGGAGAGGGCGUUCGAGAAAAGUCACUAUCCUGAUGUGUAUAGUCGGGAGGAAUUGGCCAUGAAGGUCAAUCUUCCAGAAGUUAGAGUACAGGUAGGAUUCAAUAUUUUCUGUAAUUAAUUGUGUAAUCAUUUUUCCGAAAUCAAGGUUAUAUUAUUAAUACAAAUACAUAUUCUUGUUUAGAAAUAUAUUUAUCUAAAUUUAUUUGACUGGCAAUUAGUAAUUACAAUAUUUUAUUAUGGUAGGGGAGCCCAAGCGGGGAUUUUUGCAGUUACUCGAGCGCGUCAGAUUAUCAUAUGGGGAGAAACGUGGUACCCUGCAGAUGUACCUCUGCCAUAUAUUGGCUCUUAA